AUGACGACGGUGGCUUCUCCAUUGGUGGAGAAAGCUAUUAAGCAAUUAGUUGAUGGUGAAGAUGCAAUGCAUGAUUCAUUCUCCCCACCACUACCGGUGCCAAAUCAAUUUGGCAGCCUCCCCGAUGCCGGCACCCCGUCCAGGCCCCCAAACUAUUCCUCACUUACACGAACUAACCAAGAUGCAAGUUUGCAAAUGCAGAGAGAACUACAGUGGUUCAAGGAGGUGGAGAGUAUUUUACCCUUUGAAACACAUGAAUAUCUUAACUCCUCAGACGGUUUGACAGCACGAGAAUUAUUUACAACGAAUCACGCAGAAUUGAAGAAAGAGGCAGAAGAGUCGAUGAAAGGGACUGCAACUUCUUGUACAACUGUUGGUGCUCUUAUUGUUACCAUCAUGUUUGCAGUAGCAUUCACAGUUCCUGGUGGAAAUGAUAGUGCCACAGGUCUACCAAUGUUCAUGCAUAAAAAGUUGUUCAGAGUUUUCAUACUUUCAGAUACAAUAUCACUCAUUUCCUCUGCCACUUCGGUAAUUACAUUCUUGGGACUUCUCACGUCAACUUAUGCAGAAGACGAUUUUCUUUGGUCCUUGCCCAAAGAAAUGAUGGUCGGCCUUUCUACUCUGUUCAUCUCUAUUGCUGCCAUGAUGAUCACGUUUUCUUGCGCCCUAACCAUCAUGCUUGAUGGAGAAGCAAAGAUGAUAAUUCCAGUCAUUGUGUUUGCAAGUGUUCCGGUUGUGUCAUUUGCAUUUUAUUUGUUCCCCCUCCUUUUUGAGAUUUGCAGAUCCACUUAUGGAUCUUCCAUGUUUCCGAAGAAAGCUGGCAUUUAA
Messenger RNA from Fragaria vesca subsp. vesca, 828 nucleotides. RefSeq lists its product as uncharacterized. The record is from RefSeq and is a predicted model, not a curated record. The coding region runs from base 1 to 828 and encodes 275 amino acids. Lineage: Eukaryota; Viridiplantae; Streptophyta; Magnoliopsida; Rosales; Rosaceae. The transcript has 3 exons.